Messenger RNA from Gossypium arboreum, 669 nucleotides. RefSeq names its product probable leucine-rich repeat receptor-like protein kinase At1g35710. The coding region runs from base 1 to 420 and encodes 139 amino acids. Lineage: Eukaryota; Viridiplantae; Streptophyta; Magnoliopsida; Malvales; Malvaceae. The record is from RefSeq and is a predicted model, not a curated record. The transcript has a single exon.
AUGGUUGUAACUGAAAAAUGCGAUGUCUAUAGUUUUGGAGUAUUGGCACUUGAAACACUCAUGGGAAAGCAUCCUUGUGAACUCUUGGUAUCACUAUCGGCAUCAUUUUCCAAGAAUAUAAUGUUAAGUGAUAUUUUAGAUCCACGUUUAUCGCUUCCAAGCGAUCGAAGAGUUGCAAAGGAUAUUGUUUUUGCUGCAACAGUGGCCUUUGCUUGCUUAAGGUCGAACCCAAAGUUCCGACCAACAAUGAAGUGUGCGUCUCAAGAAUUUCGUUCCCGGAAAAGACCAGUGGCAGAUCGUCUCCAAGCUAUCUCUCUGCUGCAACUCAAGGAGCAUGAUCUGUAUAUGGAUGAUGAAGCCAAAAUUCAAUCUCAGAAGUCAGGGGAAAUUGUUGAACUCCAUGCUAGUUCUUCAACUUGAUUUUCAUGUGUAGCAUUAUUUGAUCUCUUCACUUCCAGUCUUUCCAUGCAAUAUCGGAUGCUUGGGGUUUGGUUUUGCAGAUCUAUGAUUAUCAAUAAUUCUAGUGAUUUAGAAACCAUUUCUUAUUAUUCAGUACUAUAACUGAAUUAAAUAAAACACUAUAACUGAUUUAUCUAUAAUGGUGUAAUUCAUUUUGUAAUUUGAUUAUUAUUUGAUGAAUUAAAUAAAUAUUAGUUAUGUUGAUCGAAA